GUUUUGGUUUACGCUUUUUCGGUUUUUAAUUGCUUGAAAAUGAAGACAUCGGACUCUUAUGUCUGCUAAAUUUGUGAAAUAUGGCAUGGAACACAAGAUCGAAGUGGACUCGCUCCAAACUGGAGCCUCCUCGUCUUCCAGCUCGCUUGACCGAGUUUCAGGAUGCUGAUCUCUCAGAUACAUAUGUCCCCAAUAAAGACCCUUCCACCGGUGUGCAAGCUUUGGAAGGAAGAGUGCCUAACUAUCUGUUGUUAGUUUCUCUACUGGAACAUCUCUGUUCUCUGUAUGAGACUGAUCCAGAGAAAAGCAAGAAGAUCUUUAAUGUUAUCUGUCAGCAGCUUGUGAAGAUGAAGGUGAUGCCCCCCUUUUCAUUUCUUGAGGAAUUCAGUGUUAUCAGGGCAAAAUACAAAACAGCUUUCAGUGAUCUCAUGCAAGCUGCUGCAAGGACCACUGGAACAGAUCUCCUUAGUUUCCCAUCUGGGUUGAGGAAUAAGGGCCCUUUUGGUAGAUGUAUGUGUAGGAGCCUAUCUGCUCCCCAUAAAAUGCAGGAUCUUUUGCAAAAUGGAACUUCUCGUUACAAGGAGGAGUUUGUCGAGAUCAUAAGACUUGGUAAAGGAGGCUUUGGAAGUGUUUUCAAGGUGAAAAACAAACUUGAUGGAAGAGAGUAUGCAGUAAAAAAGGUUCCACUUAAAGAAACAAAUCCUGAUCUUUGUUUAAAGGUUUUGCGAGAGGUCAAAGUUCUGGCAAACCUAAGUCACAGUAAUGUUGUUGGAUAUCAUGCAGCAUGGCUAGAGUAUGUGACAACAGAUACUGUCAGCACUACUAUGCCCAGAGUAGCUACGGUUCCCACAAGUCUUCAGGAAUUCAGUGACCUUUCUUCUUUAAAUGGAAUUCACAGGAUCAUGGAAGUUAGUCAAGAUAGCCAAAACAGCAUAGUGUUUGAAAGUUCAUCUCAGGAUCCCUCUAAUAGUGGCAUUGUGUUCAUGGCUGAUGAUGACUCAGUGGGGACUGGGAGCCAGGCGGAAGGAAAGCAGCGUGGUGCCCAUGCUGAAAGUCACUUGGGCAAGAUCCAUUCAACCAACCUCAGGAGCACCAAUAAUACUCGUAAAAGCACAGCCCCUUAUCAUGCUUCACGUCGCAGCAUGCGUCGAUCAGCGUCCAGUUCAAGCUUAGGCUCCAUGGCUAAAGAUAGUGACCGUCACGUUAUUGAUGAUGAACAAAGCAACGAGCUGAGUAGCGAUCAGAGCAGUGCAUUCGCAGAGAGCAUACUGAAAAGUACAGCCGUUAGUAAGCGUCUAGGAAUGUUGCUGUUUAUUCAGAUGCAGCUCUGCACAACAACACUGCGAGACUGGCUGGUGAAACGUAACGAGGAAAUCUCCCACACCACUGACGGCCAAGUCGACAAAUCAGCUGUUGUGGAAAUUUUUCGCCAAGUUGUGGAAGGUGUGAGCUACAUUCACUCUCAAGCGCUUCUUCAUCGAGAUUUGAAGCCAAGAAAUAUCUUUCUCCAAGGACUCAGACAUCCAAAGGAAGAACGAUAUAGUUUCCAGGUCAAAAUCGGUGACUUUGGUUUGGCUCGGAAAGAAGUGGUCGUGAGUCCUGGAGCUAGUAGUCCGCUGGCCAGUUUGAUUGAGCCACUCACCCCGUUAUUUUCUCCAGGAUGUUCUGGUAAAGAUGUUCCCACCGCUGGUGUUGGCACAUGCACUUAUGCUUCGCCUGAGCAACUAAGGAACAACAUAUACGAUAACAAGGCGGAUAUUUACAGCUUGGGAAUAAUCCUCUUCGAGCUGUACUGUCCUUUUGGUACUGAGAUGGAACGAGUAAAGAGUAUAAAAGAUCUCAGGCAGGGAAGGUUACCAGAAGACUUCUGUGAGAAAUGGCCAGAAGAGUCUAAGCUGAUAUUGGAGAUGGUAGCUGAAAACUCUGGCAACCGGCCUACAGCAGAGUCUCUUCUUGAGCUUGGCUUCUUGAAAGCAAAGCACACGCAACUAAGUGAUCACCUGAGGGAAAAGGUCAAGGAACAAGCGUCUGAAAUAAUAGAACUGCGGAAAAUGCUGUUGAAGAAAGACGAAGAGCUGGACGCUAGGAUGGAUGAAGUUAGUGAACUGAGGCGGCAGCUUGAAGAGAGAGACAAGCUUAUUGAACAGAUGCUUGCUAAUAAACAGCUCUGUACCACAUGCAGCCGUAAGCUUGUCAAUCAAGGGGAGGAGAUGGAUACAGGAUGAAAUUGCGCUGCACAGGGUAGAGGAGAUGGGGAGAAAUAAUUUGUUUACAGCACUCCCUGUUGGAGACGAACAGGGGGAGGGAACGCACAAGUGACUUUCGUGUCCUCUCCAUAGUCUUUAUUCCAAGAUUAUCAGUGUGAAUGCUGUCUCAUUUGGAAAGUACUCCUAUGACGAACAGCAUUACUUAGCUUUUCAAAUUUUAUUUAAUUUAGAAACGCAUUUUCUCAUUCAAGUUCAUAGAUAGGAAUUGUGUAGGAAAAUUUUCAACGCGGAAGGUAGAAGUUAUUUUUGUACAUAAUAUGAGAACUUCGGUCGUUUUUGAGUCAAAUUUUAAAUUGUAGAGAGACGAAAUAAUGCAUUGUGCUAUUGUAGGUGUUUUCAGUGUACCUUAAUAGCCGUAUUUAUUCGAUCAAGCGCCCCCUGUGGGUAUGAAAAUUGAAUACGCGCCCACCUCGCAUAAGCCCCCAUUCUUAAGGUGCAAAACUUUAAGAGGUACCCAGGGCGCAUAAUUGAAUAAAUACGGUAAUUAUUACCUCUGGGAUUUGAGGUAUUGAUCAGAGAUGGACAACUUUUUCGUAAGAUGGCUCAAAGGGCGUUGUUAUUUUUAGACAACAAUUAUUUAAUGUUAGCUUCCACCCUUGUUUUUGAAAUUUCCCUCUGUUCUUUGACAAAUCGUGAUCAUAGGUGACCAUAACAACACAGCCCUUUGUAGAAAGAUGAAUAUUGAAAUGCUGUUUUCCGGGUGUAUUAGGGAUGUUUUUUAGGGGCUGUAUUGUUACUAUGGUUUCCUAAUAUGCCAUAAAAGUGAUUUAAAAUAACGAACAAUAAUUGAAAUUUUUGACUUUGUCUUUAAUAGAUCACAUGGAGAAGUGUGACGAUAACAAAUAAUAAAAGAAGGGGUGUUUAAAAUUAACGAAACCAAUUUGAGCCAAAUAAAUGAGAAAUUGUCACUUUAAAAAACUGAAUAGCGCGUAUGUAAAAAAUUGAUAGGACUAGUUUAUCACCAAGUAGAAACGCAAGGUAAAUGUUGUUACUAUGCUGUGGCUUUUUAAAAGUUUUAAUUUAUUUUACGAUUUGUACAUGCGGUUAUAACGUAUUAGUUUUUCGUAUGGACCAAACGAUAAGACUGUUGGUAAAGAAUACGUCGAUAUGGAGUUGAUUUGAACAAAUGUUUCGCGAUGUGAUAUUUUCGUUGCUAGGGUCACGUUAAUAGAAUUAACCAAUCACAUUUUAGGAACGUCCAUUGAUCCCAACUGAAUUAAAUUGUGCCAUUCAUUACUUAGGACUAAAGCAAGCACAGAUCACAAAGAAUAAAGAUAGAAAUCACC
This is a messenger RNA of Pocillopora damicornis (cauliflower coral), 3553 nucleotides long. RefSeq names its product eukaryotic translation initiation factor 2-alpha kinase 1. Gene Ontology annotation, cellular component: nucleus; cytoplasm. The record is from RefSeq and is a predicted model, not a curated record. Gene Ontology annotation, biological process: regulation of translational initiation by eIF2 alpha phosphorylation. Gene Ontology annotation, molecular function: eukaryotic translation initiation factor 2alpha kinase activity; ATP binding. Lineage: Eukaryota; Metazoa; Cnidaria; Anthozoa; Scleractinia; Pocilloporidae.